Messenger RNA from Gaeumannomyces tritici R3-111a-1, 1499 nucleotides. RefSeq lists its product as hypothetical. NCBI's taxonomy places the organism in Eukaryota, Fungi, Ascomycota, Sordariomycetes, Magnaporthales, Magnaporthaceae. The record is from RefSeq and is a predicted model, not a curated record. The coding region runs from base 1 to 819 and encodes 272 amino acids. The transcript is spliced from 3 exons.
AUGCACCAGCCUCGCCCUACUUUCGACCGCCUCCAUAUCCUCCGUGGGCAUGUGGUUCAACUUGGCCGCGUAAACGCGCUGGCUCGACAGGUUCAGCGUCAGGGCCAGCCCGGGGAGCGCCGCUCCGUGGCGCGCCACGAGCAGCUCAACGCCGCGCGCCCACCCCCGGACGACCGAUGCCACGGCGCCGUCGCGCGCGAACACGACCUCGAGCGAGCGCAGGUGGCGGACGCAGCGGGCGGGAACGGCGCCGCCGAGGAAGGCGUGCAUGGACGGGGGCGCGUCGUGGCACCCCGCCAUUGCCCGCGGCGGCGGCGGGGUGGGUCGCCCGGCCGGAGCCCCUGGGAGGGUUUUGGCGGUGAGCUGGCGGACGGUCGUCUCGGCCAGACGUCGCAGCCGGUCGUCGGGUAUGUGACCCAGACGGAUGGCGCAUGCACGGAGGACCGGGAACGCGGAAAGGGGCGCGACGAACAGGCGGAGCUGCAAGGGCCGGAUGCCGGCGGCGAGCCUUGCGCAGGCCUUCCUCCAGUCCGACAGGGCGUUCUUGCCGUUGCGCGAUAUCCCGGCGAGAGGCUUGUCCCCGCCCCGCGAGCUGCCGCCCUUGCAGUCCAGGUGGUGGUCUUGAGGGCCACGGCGCCGCUCCGCCUGCCUGGCGAGGGUGGCACGGACGAGCCCGGCCAGCACGUAGAUGCGAUGGCGCAGCCCAACUGGGACUGGCACCGCAACACGUUCAACGUCAUGAUCCUGCCACCAGCGAGAUUCCGACCAAGCCCAGCUCUACCGUUGCCUCGCUACCAUCAUUUGCCCAUCCCUUCCUAACGUGUCCGCUUCCAUGCAUAUGGGACACCCACCCAUAUGCAUACCGCCCACCUUUCAAGACAGAGUGCCCAUCCACGCCCGUGCAGACGCUGCCCGUGUCGGUCGCCCACCUGCGCGAGGUCGACGUCCUAAGCGUAUUCCGCUACGCAAACGCCUGCCCGACCGGCAUCCGGCUGCUGCGCACCGCCGCGACGGAGUUGGAGGCCCGGGGCGGGGAGGAGGUGGACGGGGAGGGGACGGGCCGCCGCCGCGGCGUCGCGCCCGGUCAGGCCUUUAGGCUCCCCUGCCUCGGCGACAUGGUCACACACCGGUUCUGCGGCCUGGGAAAGGCAAAGGACGCGUUUAAGCUCGCGGGCCAGACUGCGGAUGGCCAGGGCAGGCUGGUCGUCAAAGUCAUCAUCGACACUUAGUUUCGCCACAUGUCGCCCUUUCCUUUAUCGGUCCGCACCUUUAUUCCCGCGCUGUCUUCUAGUCGUCUUCCCCAAAACGGCUCUCUUCAUGUAAUAUAAAGAACCGGGCGGAUAAACCCAACUAGGUUCCUAGUGGUUUCGCUCAGAGGGGCUUCACUCGGGGCCCAGCACCCACAUUUGACACCGCGAAGCUGUGAUUCUUACUUGAAUAAACGGCAAUAUACACCGUUUUCUCGCCAAGCAACGAUUCUGAGACGAAGCGGGCCAAUU